AGAGCAAUGGAAAAUGAAUUGAAAAUUUUACUAUAUUGUGGAUAAACUCUAUUGGGCCUUUCAGAUUGAGCCCAUUGGGCUUUUGUCGGUCCAUAUUUGAAAAUGUCUUUGGAGCUUUUUACCGGAAUUGGACUCUAUAAACAGAUUUCGCAGCGGCGGGAAGAAGAAGAGCAAAGGCGGUCGGAUAUGGAAGGCGGUGAAUCGGAGAUGACGACAGUAUCGCGUCAUCAUUUCGGAGAUGACUCGGACCGACCGGACUUGUCUAUAUCCAUAAUCGAGAAUAUGAAAGAAGACUAUGGGCUGUUCGUGUGGCCUUGCAGUAUAGUCCUGGCGGAGUAUGUUUGGCAGCAAAGACUGCGUUUCGCCGGAGCUAGUGUGGUUGAGCUUGGUGCUGGAACUUCUUUGCCUGGUUUGGUUGCCGCCAAAGUGGGCGCUGACGUCACUCUUACUGAUGAAUCCAAUAGGUUAGAGGUGCUGAGCAACAUGAAAAGUGUUAUUGAACUUAACAAACUUCAAUGCAAUGUACUAGGAUUGACAUGGGGAGUUUGGGAUGCAUCUAUAUUCAGUUUACACCCGAAAAUUAUUCUUGGGGCUGAUGUAUUGUAUGAUGCUAAGGCCUUUGAUGACCUCUUUGCCACUGUGGCAUAUCUGCUCCAGAAUUCUCCUGGUUCGGUCUUCAUAACAACGUACCAUAAUCGAAGUGGGCAUCAUCUUAUUGAAUUCUUGAUGGUCAAAUGGGGAUUGAAGUGUGUGAAGCUUCUGGAUGCGUUUUCAUUUAUGCCAUCCAGCAAAGCAUCUGGGCUAAGUGGAAACCUUCAAUUGGCAGAGAUUGUUCUGGACAGUGAACAUCGCUGAGAUAAUGGUUUUUAGGGUUUUGGUUAUUUAUGGUAAUGCCACCACUCUGACUUGCAUUCACGC
Molecule: messenger RNA, 918 nt
Organism: Rosa chinensis
Lineage: Eukaryota; Viridiplantae; Streptophyta; Magnoliopsida; Rosales; Rosaceae
Product: methyltransferase-like protein 23
Exons: 7
Coding region: 103-855 (250 amino acids)
Cellular component (GO): nucleus; cytoplasm
Source: RefSeq, a predicted model, not a curated record